CGGCGAGCGUCGAGUUUCGACGAGCGACCUAUUUUCUUGCUUCUCCCAUCACGCUUUGGGCAGCGCCAGGCAGCGACAGCCGUGCUCAACCUGCUUUCCGCUCUUUAACUUGACCUUUCACCACCGCAAGCCCCCGUUGACGCGAGACACCCCCAGAGAUGGAUGACCCAGGGUUCCAUGCGCGGCGGCGCGCCGCUAAGCAAGACGAGUACUUGCGCCAGACGCAGCGCGGGUUGGACGGCCGCUUCACGCCCGUCGAGCAGAUCACGCCCAUGGACGAGAGCUUCAUCGGCGGAUUCCACCCCCACGUACCUGCCGGUCCCCCUGUCCCCGCUAAGGACGCGUACAGGCAGCGCGCCGCGAGCGACAGCAGGACGCAGACAUCGAUUGCGUCUAGCCAGCUCACGCACAUGUCGGCAGUUGAACGGUCCAAGGUCCUCCGUGUCGCGCGCAUGGAACCGCACCUGCAGUUCAUGGUGGGACCCUUGCUGAGAUACGACACCGUCGACGCGGAUGGGGUAUGGCAUGGUGCCGCGAUGAUAGUCACCGCUGACUCUGGCUCAAUAUAUGAGCCGUACCCAAUCCUGACAUACGAAUGGGAUCCCGAAGUGAUUGCACCUGCCUCACCACGUAGGAAGCACCACAGGGGAGGUGCCAACCUGUCACUCGACCUGGGACCCCAUCCUGCCGAUCCUCAUUCUGCCUCCAUACCGACCCGGACAGCCAGCGGUCUGCCUGAGAACGGUCACGGCUAUUCCUCGAAAAUAGUCCAGGAAUCAGCAGGUCAGGAAAUCCACGUACAUGGUAGCGACGGCGGGACAUUCACGUUCUGGCGGUUUAUGCUUCAUGUUCCUCUCAGCGACCACCAGAUGGUGAUCACAUACACCAUCAACCGUGGGCAGCCGUUACAUUUCUAUGUACCAGGCCGGAAUCAAAACAUGCGCAUGGCCGCCUACUCUUGUAACGGCUUCUCUGCCGGUGUCAACCCAGACGAUUUCCGCGGACCCGGCUUCAAGUCAGGCUACGACCCAGUCUGGGUAGACUUACUGAACAAACACCAUGAAGAGCCCUUCCACGUCCUCAUGGGUGGUGGUGAUCAGAUAUACUGCGAUUCUCUCACGCGCGAGCCCGAAUUGCAGGACUGGGUCACCAAGACAAAGCCCGAAGAGCGCAAGGCGUACCCUCUGACGGACGAGAUCCGCGAAGCUAUUGAUCGCUUCUUCUUCAACCACUACUGCCAGCAGUUCCGUAGUGGCGCCUUUGCGCGUGCAAAUUGCUCGAUCCCUAUGUUGAACAUGUGCGACGAUCACGAUCUCAUCGACGGCUUUGGUAGCUACCCCGACGACCUGCAAAGGGCACCCGUCUUCCAGACAAUCGGCGCCCGCGGCUUCUUCUACUACCUCCUCUUCCAGCAGUUCAUCAAUCCCGAAGUCGACGGCCUUGAUGACAGGCCCGGCGCCCACGUUACCCGCUCCAUCAUCUUUGGCGAGCAGGGGCCUUACAUCCCGUACCCCUCCCACAGCUUCCUCAGCUGGCUUGGACCGCAGAUCCAGGUUCUUAUGUUGGAUUGCCGCGCGGAGCGGAAGAAGGACCGGGUAUGCAGCCAGACAGAGUACGCGAAAGUGUUCGAGAGACUGCAGAACAUCCCACCUACGACGGAGCAUGUUAUCGUGCAAUUGGGCAUCCCAAUUGCGUACCCGCGUAUGGUCUUCCUGGAGAGCGCCCUCGAGUCGAAGUACAACCCGCUCACCAUCCUGGGACGGAACGGUUCCAUGGGCCUUACUGGCUUCGUGAACAAGUUCAACGCGGACGCAGAGCUCCUCGAUGACCUGAAUGACCACUGGACCGCGACUUCCCACAAGAAAGAGCGCAACUGGCUCAUUGAGCAGCUGCAAAAGAUCGCCAUCGAGAAGCGUGUCCGGAUUUCGUUCGUCUCCGGGGACGUGCACUGCGCGGCCGUUGGCGCGUUCAAGACGCUGAAGGGCAAGAACUCGAAGGCGCUGCCGCCGCUUGCGGACCCGAAGUUCAUGCUCAAUGUGACGUCGAGUGCCAUCGUAAAUACGCCUCCACCUGCUGCUGUCAUCCGCCUGGUCUCUUCCUUGGCUUCGAAGACGCACAAGACGCUGCACUAUGCCGAGACAGACGAGACUAUGGUACCCCUCUUUGAACGCGAGCCCGACGGCAGCAGCCGCGGCCAGCGCUACAUCAUGGGCCGGCGGAACUACUGCGAGAUCGACUGGGACAGGUCCUCUGGAGACGUCAUUUUCGACGUCCGCAUCGAGAAGGAGAAGGGUGUAGGGCAGACCGUUGGCUAUACCGUCCGCGCGCCGCCGCCACGGUGGUAAGCCGCGCACCAUUUCGUGACCUGGUCAAGCAACUCUCGGCAUCUCGCGUCAACGUCCUUGCGCACCCCUUUCACCGUAGUGUAGUUAUUUAUCUCGCGUGCAGAAUCCCGCAAUCCGUCCCACUCGUUCUCUGUCCCUUUUAGCAGGUUGCCCAGCCUGUCUUAGCCGUGACGGCUGCCUUGCUACUCGUUCACUGUCCACCUCCCUCACGGCUCCUUCGUCCACCGUCAUCAUGGGUGCCCCAUUAGUACCCAUGCAUCUUCGCAAUACCCUUGUGCGUCCGCGCAUUUAUCUUACCUUAGUACACCGCUUAGUUCUGUAGCGCUAUCUCUUCUACACCUCGGAUUUAUGACAUCUGUUCAUGUUACAAUGCGCGGGGGAGGAACGCAUGAGCGCGUAGUUGGCGUUGGAUGCGCCUGCGAUUAGCCGAGAGUUCUCACAAUGUCACUGUCGCUUUGAAUCCA
This is a messenger RNA of Schizophyllum commune H4-8, 2809 nucleotides long. RefSeq lists its product as uncharacterized. Gene Ontology annotation, cellular component: membrane. The coding region runs from base 159 to 2345 and encodes 728 amino acids. The transcript is spliced from 22 exons. NCBI's taxonomy places the organism in Eukaryota, Fungi, Basidiomycota, Agaricomycetes, Agaricales, Schizophyllaceae. The record is from RefSeq and is a predicted model, not a curated record.